AUGCCUGGAAAGGAAUUACUAGACCCCUGUCUGGAUUGUCGCGAGGUCGAGUCCACUUUGACCCUCCGCAAACGUCGAGUAUGCAUAGACUGCUAUAAGCGAUUUGUCGGCUACAAAUUGUUUCGGCGCACGGAGAAAUAUCGUCUGCGAAGAGAUCUGCCAAAAGAUGGAGAAUACAAAAUUCUGGUUCCCCUCUCCUAUGGCCUCUCUUCGUCGGUGCUGCUGCAUAUGCUACACGACCAGCUUCGGGUUCAGCGCUCCAAAACCCACCCUCCACCAGGAUUCGAUAUCCAUGUGCUCAUUAUAGACCCGUCGACUAUCUCCCCCUCGCAACCGGCGCAUGAGGAGGGAUUUGAGCUGGCGAAAAAGCUCUUCCCGCUGUGCACCUUUACCCGGAUUCCUUUCCACGAAAUAUUCGACCAUGUCCCUGACAUCCAGCAGACGAUGGCGGAGUUUGCUGGCCCGAAAUUCACUGACAACCCCUCUCUGUCGCAUCAGGAGCGCCUGGAUGCGUUCCGCCGCUCGAUUGAAUCCGCCACAUCGAAGGCUGACGUGGACGGUGCCCUGAUGACCAGACUCAUUGUCGCUGUCGCAAAGGAAGUUGGCUCGAAGACGAUUCUGUGGGGUGAUUCGGAUACCACACUUGCUGCGAAGACUCUCGCCAACGUUGCCAAGGGACGUGGCUCCUCGUUGACUUGGCAGGUAUCGGACGGCAUGUCUCCAUUUGGCUUGGAAUUCAACUUUGCUUUGCGCGACCUGUUCACGGCCGAACUGCGCAACUACGCCAGUUUCUUCCCAGAGCUGGCCCGCAUGAUCCUACCGGAUGAGCCGCCCUCCGAAACCGCACUUACCAAAAACCUGUCUAUUGAUCAGCUGAUGAUGCGCUACGUUCAAACCCAGGGUGAAAAAUAUCCCGGUGUGAUGUUGAAUGUGACCAGAACGGCAAACAAACUUCAAUCUUCCCAAGGACCCGCACCAACAUCUCAGUGCACCUUCUGCGGAAGUUCCAAAUGGGAGGCAGGAGACAGACCUACUGUCGAGGGUGAAACCCCCGAGUUUUGUUACGCCUGUGCUCGGUCUCGUCCGGAUCUGAGCUGCUAA
This is a messenger RNA of Aspergillus steynii IBT 23096, 1101 nucleotides long. RefSeq lists its product as uncharacterized. The transcript is spliced from 2 exons. Bases 1 to 1101 code for a protein of 366 amino acids. Gene Ontology annotation, biological process: tRNA wobble position uridine thiolation. Gene Ontology annotation, molecular function: sulfurtransferase activity; tRNA binding. Gene Ontology annotation, cellular component: cytosol. The record is from RefSeq and is a predicted model, not a curated record. Lineage: Eukaryota; Fungi; Ascomycota; Eurotiomycetes; Eurotiales; Aspergillaceae.